This is a messenger RNA of Eimeria maxima, 2205 nucleotides long. RefSeq lists its product as hypothetical. The coding region runs from base 1 to 2205 and encodes 734 amino acids. The transcript is spliced from 11 exons. The record is from RefSeq and is a predicted model, not a curated record. NCBI's taxonomy places the organism in Eukaryota, Apicomplexa, Conoidasida, Eucoccidiorida, Eimeriidae.
AUGCACCAGCACCAGCAGAGGCAGCAGCAACAAAGCGUGCAGAAAUGGAGACCUACGUGCAGCAACGACAAACGUGCCAACAGCAGCAACAGCAACACCAGUAACAGGAAUAACAGCAGCAACAGCCACAGCAGCAGGAACAGCAGCAACAGCAGCAACAGCAGCAACAGUAGCAAGAGCAGCAAUGACAGCAGCAGCAACAACAGACACCUUAUCCGACCUCACCCGCUGAAACAGCAGGACCGAAGGCGAGCAGGUUCAUCUCUGCUGCCUCGAAAGCAGCAGCAACAGCAGCAGCAGCAGCAGCAGGACAACAAGCAGCUUAGGCUGCAGCUGACACAUGCCGGGCUGAUCUUACGCAGCCAGCAACAGCAACAGGAGCAGCAACAGCAGCAUCAGCAGAAGCGACCGCAACAACGAUAUUUGAAUUUCUCUUUGUCUCCUGACGAGGGCCGCAUGCACGGGGGGCCCCGGGGGGCCCUCUCACCUGCGGGCUGCAGCAGUUUUCUCCCUGUCCUUAUCUCCGAUAUAGAUAACUGCAGCAGCAGCAGUAGCAGCCUAAGCAGCAGCGGCAGCACCAGUAAUUUCUCUAGCUGCAGGCACCUUUGCAGCGACGCCAGAAGCAGCAACCACUGCCACACCAAUAGCAGCAAAAACAUGUACAGCAGUAGCAUUAGCAGCGGCAACAGCAGUGUUGGCAGCAGCAGUGUUUGCAGCAGCAGAAUGGGCGGCAGCAGCAUUAGCAGCAGCAGCAUUAGAAGCACCACAGCGGAGCCCAACGUUGUACCCUCCCCUAUACUUAGGGGCCUCUCUACCGGCUGUCACAGGGGGCCCCAAGAGGCCCCCUCAAGAUAUCCAAACGGGUAUAAAAGAGGUACUGUUGUAACUGCAGUUGAGGGGCCGCACACAUCACCUCUCGUAAGGCUUUCUUGGGCAGCAAACCCUCCUGUGGAGGACGCGGCUGGGCAGCAGCAGCAGCAACUGCAGCAGCAACAAGAGCAGAACACGCAACAGCAAACGCAGAAACAACAGCAACAGCAGCAGAAACAGCAGCAACAGCAGCACCAGCAACAGCAAACGCAGCCGCAGCAGCAGCCACAACGGGUCGAGCUCAGCAGCAGCGGCACCACCAGGGACCCUCAGCUGCGUGUCUUUGAGGUUGUCUCUGUCCCUGUGUCUCCUUCGCAAGGAGACAGUUGUCUCCUACGUGUCCUAGAAGGGGAGACCGUGGGCCCCCUCCCUGCAGCGAAAGGGGGCCCCCACUCUCCUCCUCGAAGCACCAGUGGUUCCUUUGCUGGGGGCCCCCAUUGUACACCAAGGCAGCUGCUGUCCUUUGGAGGGGUUCCUGCUUCAGAUAGGAGACAGCAAGAGCAGCAGCAGCAGCAGGAACAGGAAAAGCCGGAGCAGCAGCAGCAGCAGCAAGAAGAGACAGCACGUGUGGGGCCCCCCAGGCUAGGAGCAACAGUCCGCUGUUCUGUCUUCGCAGGCAAGGGUACUCUUGCUGCUGCUGUUGCCUCGUCAGGGGCCCCCGGCUUGCUACAGGUGUAUCAGAGGCCCCUAUGCAGCGGUGGGGGGGCCCCUGCUGCUGCUGCUGCAGAAGCAUUUCUGUCUCUUAAGGUGACUCAGCUGUCCGCAUACCGGACCCACUGGCUGCGCAGCAUUAUGGGCCGUUUUGCCUCUAACAGCAACAGCGGCACCAACCAAUCUCUCUAUGGACUUUCUGGGGAGGCAUUGAGGGUAGGUGGAAAUCUAGUGAUCAAGCAUAACGGGGAGCACUUGGAGAUAAGCGUCCUGCUGCGCCCCCAAAAAAUGGGUCUCGCUGCGCUGGUCUGGUGGAACCAGAUUUUGAAUGACGCUUUUGAGGUGCAGAAACAUCGAUUGGCCGACGAACGCUUCUCUCCUGGAUCCUCUCGACAACUUUACGAGGAGUUUGAAGGGUGUAAAGGCAGGGCAUUUGAUGGCCUUUGUACACUUCUAAAGGGCCGCCCGCAGCUGUCGGCAAUAUCAGCAGUUCGCCGCACUUUUGAGUUGCAAGGGCGUAUUAUUGGACGAUUGUUGGCGAGCCAACUCGACCUUAGCAAAUGCAAGGAACAAGCGGAGUCCGUCUAUAGGGUUGGCGUUGGGGCGCCACAGGAAAUGUGCGAAUACGUGGGAAGCACAGAAUUCCUCCAGGCAGCCCAUGAGCGGUUUUUAGAGGCACGCUAA